This is a messenger RNA of Nezara viridula (southern green stink bug), 1088 nucleotides long. The record is from the annotation of a GenBank genome assembly. NCBI's taxonomy places the organism in Eukaryota, Metazoa, Arthropoda, Insecta, Hemiptera, Pentatomidae.
AUGUUUGAAGUUGUAAAAUACAGAUGUUUUUUUUUUCAUUUAUCAGCGUUUCUACAUUAUUUUCAGGCAAUGAUACUUCUACUAAAUCACUUAUUUAUCGUUAUAUCAUGUAGUUUGUUUUGUACAGCUGUAAAACGUGACGCUCCCAAUCUUCGAAUCAUUGGAGGGCAAGAAACAACCAUCAUCGAAGCACCAUAUAUAGCAUCUUUACAGAGAAGAAGAGGGAGUCUUGCAGUGCAUAUUUGCGGAGCUGUUAUUAUAACGAGAAGAUAUUUAUUGACCGCUGGUCACUGUGUAACUGAUAUUUCAGAUGAAUUGAAACAAGGAAACAAAGAAUAUAUAUUAUUAUCAGCAAAGAAGUAUAUAAUUAGUACUGGAAGCAAAUAUACAGAACGAGGAUUAAUUACAAGAGUAAAACGAUUUUUCGUACACGAAAGUUACGAUCCUACAGAAUUAUUUUAUGAUUUCGGAGCCAUAGCAUUGGUAAAGAAUCUCGAAUUCGAUAUAGAAACUCAACCUGCUAAACUGCCGCACGGGAAUAUUACAGAAACUUCAGCUUUGCUGAAUAAUUAUUCAAACCAUAGAACAAUAUGCAAAGCUUACGGAUGGGGAGUCAGUACUGCCAGAACUUAUUCAGGCUUGAAGGUCGUGGAUUUACUCAUGGUUACAGCAGAUGCCUGUCAGGAAAGCCUCACAAAAAAAGACUUAGGAAUGAUAAACUCAAAAAUUCAAUUUUGUACUCUGGAAGAAACAGGAAAGAAAGACGCCUGUCAGGGAGAUUCUGGAGGACCACUAUCCUGCAAUGGCGUGGUCUGGGGUCUCGUGUCCUGGGGCGAAGGAUGUGCUAGACCUGGAAAUCCUGCAGUCUUCGCAAGGAUGGAUGUGGCCAAGAAUUGGUUAGAACAAGAUGUAUACAACAUUCCUCUUCAGUCCACAUCUUCUGCUCAAUAUGAUAUUCCAGAUGAAAAAAUAAUUUACAUCUUAAUUUUAAGAGCAUGUUUCAUUUUACGUAGGACAUAUUACUUGCUAAAAUGAAAUAAAAUGGUUUUUGAUAAGAAAUAAAAUAAAAUCGAUUUUACUUUCUCUUU